AAAGCUACGCCGACUGAUUUUACUUCCGGUUUUCUUGACCAUGACAUGAGCCUCAUCUCUCAUAGGAGGAGUGUGUUCAGAGGGGCCGUGAUGGAGCGGUUUUGGAGCGUGAUUCCGUUCGCGCUGGGCGGUGCAGGAGUGCUGCUGCUCUACCAGCUGCUGCAGAGGGUCCGACAGAGGGCCCACAUCCAGGACGCUGUGGUGGUCAUCACCGGGGCCAGCUCUGGGCUGGGAAAAGAGUGCGCCCGGGUGUUCCACGCGGCGGGGGCCAGGCUCAUUCUGUGCGGGCGGGAUCGCACACGGCUGCAGCAGCUGGUCCAGGAGCUGGGGGAGGCAGCGGACGGCAAACGGAAGACGUACAGCCCCAGCACCGUGACCUUUGACCUGUCGGACACGGCGACGGUGGCCAGCGCAGCGGAGGAGAUCCUGCAGUGCCACGGCCACGUGGACAUCCUGAUCAACAACGCUGGCAUCAGCUACCGCGGGGCGGUCCUGACCACCCACGUGGACGUUCACAAAGAGGUCAUGGGCAUCAACUACUUUGGCCCGCUCGCCCUCACUCAAGCCAUCCUGCCCUCCAUGGUCCAGAGGCGGAGCGGACACGUCGUGGUCAUCAGCAGCGUCCAGGGCAAGAUCGCCGUCCCUUUCAGAUCAGCCUACGCCGCCUCCAAACACGCCACCCAGGCGUUCUUCGACUGCCUGCGGGCCGAGGUGGCGGAGCUCGGCGUGACCGUGUCGGUGAUCAGCCCCGGCUACAUCCGCACCAACCUGUCCCUCAACGCCGUGACCGCCGACGGCUCCAGAUACGGAGGACAGGACCACGGCGGAGGGGCGGGACCCGCGGGAGGUGGCAGAGGCCGUGCUGAGGGCCGUCGGAGGCAGGAAGCCGGACGUCCUGCUGGCCGGGCUGCUGCCCACCCUGGCCGUGUACAUCCGCACCCUGUGCCCCGCGCUCUUCUUCAGGCUCAUGGCCUCCCGCGCCCGGAAGGAGCGCAGGCCGAAAGAGGACUGAGAGCUCGGCCCCGCCCCUUCACGCUCAGGCCAGAAGGGGCGGCCCGCAGCCCGGUGGUUGAGGUACAUGUCUGGGACCUGGAAGGUUGGCGGUUGAAGACGUGGUGUAGCCACAGUAAGAUCCACACAACUGUUAAGCCCUUGAGCAAGGCUCUUAACCCCACAUUGCUCCAGGGGGGAUUGUGCCCUGCAUAGUCUAAUCAACUGUAUGUCGCUUUGGAUAAAAGCGUCAGCUUAAAUAACUGUAAUGUAAUGCAUUGGGAGGCGGGCAAAAAAACGACACUAUUCUCCUGAAACCGCUUAUUCUGGACCUGCGGACACUCGCAUUUUAGAAAGCAAGUCGACCAACACAAGUCAUGCCAUGACCUUGUGUGCACUGCAAGCUAAUGCAGGUAGAGGAGGCUCAUUUCACAAUGAAAACCAGAGUCUCAAAAUAAAACUCAUCCAGUGGGUUGUCAGAGUACCACACAGGCUGUGUCCAACGUGGGCCAUGACAUUUGGAGGAACAGUCUUAAGCGCUACUGACCAACCUGCGGUAACUCGAACUGCCAGCGCAAAUAACCAUAUAUCAAACUCUUUGCAGUUAAAGGUAAAGAAUGUUUAUUCAGUUGUGUAAAUACACCGCUAAUAUCUCACUUUGUGGGUGGUACAUGAUUCACGUCAACGCUCAAGUCUAAUAAUGCGAUCUUUAUACCUUAUAUGCCAGGGAACCACAGAUGGGCACGGAGGGAAAGCUGUGUGAAUAUGUGAAAUGUUGAUGCUUUAACCCAUAGGUUAGGCCCCAGCAGGGAGAGAGGCACUCUGGGCUCCUCUACAUCACACAGUGUCGUGUUGCCUAAAGCAGGAAAGAUGCGGUCAGUGCCAUUUUCCCUGGGCUCAUUCCAGUUGGUUAUUUUUCUCCCCCCUUGCUCCUGUUUCUACUCCUUGCUCCACUCAGGAGAGGCUAGAAAAAGAAGUGAAGACAUUAAAAGCAGGAACAUGAGGACAUCCGCUUCUCAUUGGCCUCCACUGGCUUCCUAUUGCCGCACGCAUCCGAUUCAAGGCCCUAGUGUUGGCAUUUCAGGCUGCUAAGGGGACUGCCCCACAUUACAUACAAUCCCUGAUCACUCCCUACUCCCCAGCUAGACCACUCCGGUCUGCCAGCUCUGGUCGCCUUACGGGUCCCUCUCUACGGGCACCUGGCGGUCGAGCUGCACGUUCACGCCUGUUUUCCGUUCUGGUCCCUCAGUGGUGGAAUGACUUGCCUACCACUGUCAGGACAGCAGAAUCCCUCCCCCUAUUUCGACGCAGACUCUUCAAACUCUACCUUAGUCCUCCCUCCUGACUUACCCCGCCCCCCCCUUCUGAUACCCCUAUCCCUGUCUAACCCCCCCCCCCCGCCCCCCCAAAAUAAAAAAAUAAAAAAAAUAAAUUGCACUUAUGAUGACGACUAUAUGUUUAGAACAGCAGUCCAGGUGUAUUUUCCUAGUUCUGGUUGUGAUGCUUUGACUUGUGGUAGAACCUAUGCACUUGUAAGUCGCUUUGGAUUAAAAGCGUCUGCCAAAUGACUAAAAUGUAAAUGUAAAAAAUGACAGCAAAUGGUAUGUCCUUGCUUCCAAUGUCAGUUGGAAGUCACGUCAGGAACAGACGUGGCAAAUGCGUGGCAGAUGGGGGUGGUCCACCGGUAGAUCGUUUUUUACGUCACGCUUUCCAAAGAAUUACUUCCGCAAGGGACGCACUUGUGUUUUCGGGACUCGGGAGUUCCUAGCUUCUAGCUUCUAGAAGGAACAUUUAACGGGUUGGACUAUCUUUAAAGACCUUGAUUGAUUUCCUGGUCAGAUGCAAGGAAAAAAUAUAUAUAUAAGAAAAAUAAGCUAUUGGAAUGAUUCACCUGAAGCCUUGCCUUGAUGGCUGAGUUGCAUCCAUCAGGAUAUAAGGGUUCAGUCACCUGAAGUAGACUAACGGGAGAAACAGGUUCUAUUUAAACCAUCUGGUGCUUUGAUAACGUUAUAGCGGAAGAAGUUUGUGGACCUUGCGUUUCUCAGUCUGAAUUACAGCUGAGUUAACAUUCAGUUUAACAAUAGCUCAGAGCAAUUAAGCGGAGUUAAGGAAAUUGUGUAAAGAGACAUUUGUUGUAUGGAAUAAACAUCCCUGUGGAAAGCAAGCAUA
Messenger RNA from Conger conger (European conger), 3159 nucleotides. It is a transcript of the gene dhrs7b, whose product is annotated as dehydrogenase/reductase (SDR family) member 7B. The transcript is spliced from 7 exons. The record is from RefSeq and is a predicted model, not a curated record. NCBI's taxonomy places the organism in Eukaryota, Metazoa, Chordata, Actinopteri, Anguilliformes, Congridae. Gene Ontology annotation, cellular component: membrane. Gene Ontology annotation, molecular function: oxidoreductase activity. Bases 46 to 1206 code for a protein of 386 amino acids.